UCGGAAUAAUUUACUCUUAUGAUUCUAUGCUGCAGUCCAAGGAUUCGUUCCUAAUCGAAAAACAGUACCUGAAGCAGGCCCUUGCACGUUGAAGAGUACAAUGUAUUUGGAUUUCUAUAUUCUUAAUGUGCUUGUUUUCGCGUAAUGUAGAAGGCGGAAGAAGCCGAGGAACAAUUGUGCUUGUUGAAGCGAAAUGGCUAGAAAAGAGUUGGAGGAGACAGUAAUUUGGAAUGAGCGUGUAGGGUUUUCUACGCCAGAACAGCCGGGAAGAGGAGAUAAUGGUGCAAACAUGAGUCUUAUAGAAAACGAUCAAGAUAACUAUGGUUCUCUUGACGAUGGUGGCGACGAGCUGGAUGCCGAACGAGUUAUUAUCAUCAACAAGCCCCAAGUUAGGCAAUAUUGCAAUAACAAGAUUAGCACUGCCAAGUACAAUUUUCUGACCUUUCUUCCCAAGUUCCUGUUGGAGCAGUUUAGUAGAUAUUCCAAUGUCUUCUUCUUAUUUAUAGCACUUCUACAGCAAAUAGAUGGAGUGUCCCCCACAGGACGUUACACCACUGCCGUGCCUUUACUCUUGGUCCUUUCUUGUUCCGCCAUCAAGGAAAUCAUUGAGGACUAUAAACGUCAUGCUGCCGAUGGCUUAGUUAACAAUCGCAGAGUCAAAGUAUUGCGAGAUAACACUUUGCAGUCACUGCUAUGGAUUGAGGUUCAAGUUGGAGACAUAGUCAAAGUAGUAAAUGGGCACUUCUUUCCUGCAGAUUUAAUUCUUCUAUCAUCAAGUGAACCCAUGGGCAUGUGUUAUGUAGAGACCAGUAAUCUUGAUGGAGAAACAAACCUCAAAAUACGACAGGCUUUGCCCCAAACUGCUAAGAUGACAUCACUGUUGGAUGUUCGAUGCAUGCAGGGGCGUGUCGAGUGUGAAGGACCCAACAACAGGCUGUAUGACUUUGUUGGCAACAUUGCUUUGACUGGGAAAAAGCCUGUCCCUCUCAGUGCUGACCAAGUUCUCUUAAGAGGCGCUCAGCUCAGAAAUACACAGUGGGUCUUUGGUCUUGUUGCGUAUACCGGGCAUGAUUCCAAGCUGAUGCAGAAUUCCACAGCUGCUCCUAUCAAGCGCUCAAAUGUUGAUCACACCACCAACAUCCAGAUUCUGUUCCUGUUUGGGCUUUUGAUGGCUCUUGCUCUCUGUAGCACUAUUGGCUUCUACGUCUGGGCAGGUGAACAUGAACAUGCCCAUUGGUACCUUGGAUAUGAAGAGCUCCCCCCACAGAACUAUGGCCUAACAUUCCUGACAUUCAUUAUCCUCUACAACAACCUGAUUCCAAUCAGUUUAACAGUCACGCUAGAGGUGGUCAAGUUCAUUCAAGCCAUUUUCAUCAAUUUGGACAUUGAUAUGUACUAUGCACCCAGUGAUACGCCAGCUAUGGCCCGCACAUCAAACCUUAAUGAAGAGCUAGGACAGGUUAAGUACAUAUUUUCGGACAAGACAGGCACAUUAACCAGAAAUGUCAUGGAGUUCAGGAAGGUCACAAUUGGAGGCAUUUCCUACAGUGGAGAAGGACAGUCAUUCUCAGACCCAGCAUUGCUUGACAAUCUAAGAGAGCAUCAUCCUACAGCAUCUGUCAUUCGAGAGUUCCUGACCCUUCUGUCUGUCUGCCACACGGUGGUGCCAGAGCGAGACACACAGAAUCCAGACAAGAUAAUUUACCAGGCUGCAUCGCCAGAUGAGGGUGCCUUGGUCAAGGGUGCUAAGAAAUUAGGAUUCUCCUUUAAUGUGCGGACACCUACCUCGGUCAUCAUCAACGCGAUGGGGAAAGAAGAAGUCUACGAGAUCCUCAAUGUGCUGGAAUUUAACAGCACACGAAAGAGGAUGUCCGUCAUUGUACGUACACCAGAAGGCAAGAUCAAGCUCUAUUGCAAGGGUGCGGAUACUGUGGUUUUUGAGAGGAUGCGAGAGAAUCAACUCUACCUGGAGACCACUGUCAAACAUCUGGAGGAGUUUGCCAAGGAAGGCUUGCGCACUCUGUGUAUCGCUAUGAGCGAGCUUGACCCAGAAGAGUAUUCUGAGUGGAGCAAGAUCUACUACCAAGCGAGCACAAGCCUGGAAAACAGGGCAGACAAGGUGGACGAGGCAGCUGAACUCAUCGAAAGGAACUUGUUCCUACUUGGGGCCACUGCGAUUGAGGACAAGUUACAGGAGGGCGUGCCGGAAAGCAUCGCCGCACUAGCAGACGCUGACAUUAAGAUCUGGGUGCUGACCGGAGAUAAGCAGGAAACCGCUAUUAACAUUGGAUACGCGUGCCGCCUGUUGACAGGAGAGAUGAAGCUACUCAUGUGCAAUGACGAGACCCUUGAUGGUAUUCGAGAGUGGCUGAAUGAGCAUCUUCGGAUGAUUGGUAGAAACGGAAUGUCCGCCAACCCCCAUCGCAUAAGGGAGGACCUGGCGCUGGUUAUCACAGGCAAGGUUCUGCUACAAGCUUUAACAGAUGAGUUGAAGCUGAAUUUCCUGGAUCUUGCGCUCUGUUGCAAGGCUGUUAUAUGCUGCAGGGUCUCCCCUCUUCAGAAGUCCCAGGUCGUUCGUCUUGUGAAGCAUCACGUAAAGGACUCUAUAACUUUAGCGAUUGGCGACGGUGCUAAUGACGUUGGUAUGAUUCAGGCUGCGCAUGUCGGAGUGGGGAUCAGCGGCCAGGAAGGGUUGCAGGCAGCCAGUGCUUCGGACUACGCUAUAGCUCAGUUCCGUUAUCUGAACAAGCUUCUGUUUGUGCAUGGAGCGUGGAGCUACCAGCGACUUGCAAAGCUAAUCCUUUACUCGUUCUACAAGAAUGUCUGCCUCUAUGUCAUCGAGUUGUGGUUUGCAAUGGAGAAUGGCUUCUCUGGUCAAAUCCUGUUCGACAAGUGGUGCAUUGGUAUCUACAAUGUGAUCUUCACAUCUGUCCCACCCCUAGCGAUUGGCCUGUUUGACCGCACUGUGUCAUCAGAGAGUAUGCUCAAGUAUCCCAAGUUGUACAAGACCUCACAGAACGCAGAGAUUUAUAACACAAAGGUGUUCUGGUUGUGGAUCAUGACGUCUGUCUACCACUCGUUGUUGCUGUUCUACCUACCAUUUGGCAUGCUCAAGCAUGAGGUGCCUUACUCGAACGGUCUGGUGGUUGGCCAGUGGCACCUUGGCAAUGUCGUCUACACGCUCGUCGUGAUCACGGUAUGCCUCAAGGCCGGCAUGGAGCUGGAUGCCUGGAAUUGGGUUUGCCACUUGUCCAUCUGGGGAUCUAUCGCGAGCUGGUUCAUCUUCCUUUUGAUCUACUGCCUCCCAGGAAUGGCUUUUAUCAUCGCACCAGACAUGAUCGGACAGGACACGCAGCUGUACUCAUCAGGAGUGUUUUGGAUGUCCGUAUUCAUCGUGCCCGUCAUCACGCUGAUGGCAGACUAUCUCUACAGACUCAUCAAGAGGACGUUCUUUAAGACGCUAACCGAGGAGAUACAAGAGGUCGAAGUCAUGCAUGGUGAUCCAGGUGCUCUUAUCCCCACGGACCACCCUCUUCACGCCAAAAUGCGCAGCCGUGCCGACGCAUUCAAAGAGAAAGAAGGCGAACAGUCAGCACUUGGCUUCGCCUUCUCCCAAGAGGAGUCUGGACGCGUUGGUCAAGCGGAGCUGAUCAGGCGAUACGACACGACCCUCAAGAAGCCUCGUGGCGAUUGACUAGACGUCAUCCCGUCACUCAAGAGGGACGCCAUAGCUGCGGUUUACGUCUAACCGCCACACCAAUCUCGCCGCCGUGCCAUGCACGUGCCACUGUUUUGUUACGCUUAAAGCCGCAUUGUCACCAGUUUACUUCCGGUCGAUUACGUAGCAAUCUCCGAUGAUUUUUAAC
Molecule: messenger RNA, 3866 nt
Organism: Nematostella vectensis (starlet sea anemone)
Lineage: Eukaryota; Metazoa; Cnidaria; Anthozoa; Actiniaria; Edwardsiidae
Product: phospholipid-transporting ATPase IA
Exons: 44
Coding region: 194-3694 (1166 amino acids)
Biological process (GO): phospholipid translocation
Cellular component (GO): plasma membrane
Molecular function (GO): magnesium ion binding; ATPase-coupled intramembrane lipid carrier activity; ATP hydrolysis activity
Source: RefSeq, a predicted model, not a curated record